CUAGCUGUCUCCCUCACAGCCCCACUCAAGGCCUUCUCUCCAUCCCCCUGCAGACCAUGAAUUCCAUAAUAUUGCUUUUCGUGCUCUUGAAAAGCCUCAUCCAGUACCCACAGCUCGUGGGUGAUGACUGGGAUGAGGAAACACGUCUGCACAUGGAAGUGCGUGCAAAAAAGCUGGAAUGUGAGAGGAUUCGGCUGGAGCAGGAGGUGGAGCAGGUCACCCUGAAGCAGGUGCAGUGCUUGCAGCUCAUAGCUGGUACUGUGCUCCUGAUCCUUCUCUUGGUCCUGUGGUUGAUGGGGUGCAAAAGGAGCCAGAGGAGAGAAGUGUAUGAAGAAGAAAACAAUGGUGUGAAUGCAGAGGAAGUCAGAAAUGGGGAUGAAAAUGAAGUAGAUGUUGGAAACACAGAAGACAAUGAUGAUGCGAAUCGAGAAGAAGAUAGCAAUGAGGCUACAAAUGUAGAAAACAAUGAUCUUGCGCUUGCAGUCUAUGAAGGAGGCAAUGAUUUGGAUGAUAAUGUUGGAAGAAUUAUAAUGGAACGCAUACAGUGUAUGCGCAUACGCAUACAGGACCUGCAGAAAGGCUGCGAGUGGACAAGGAACCUCAUGCAAAAUUUUGCCCCUUACUUUAGACACAUCUUAUCAAACAGCUUCUACCCAGGCCUGCAACAAGCCAUUGGGGUGGGCAGUGCCUUCGAAGGUUGGAGUCCAUACGAGCAGGGUGUUGUGUACCAGCUGCUCAUACCCAUGACCCCUCCCCAAGGCCACAGUUUCCACCUGGAGCUGGACUCUGCAGAGCAGAGGUACAGGAGGAACUUCCGUGUCCGUGUGCAGCUGGAGUGCACCUGCACAAAGGAGCAGCAGGCUGAGAACAUGCUGUGUUUCCUGCACCAUCCCAAAGAGGAGCUGAGGAGCAAUCAGGACCCCAGCCUCCUAGACACCCUAUGCACCGACUCUUACCUCGAUGUGCAGAAAACUGUCUGCUGGUUCUCCCAGCUGGUGAGAGCCAUCUGGCCAGCUUUGCCUCAGUCACGCAAUUGGGAUUUAAUGCUGCUGCCCUCCAGACACUCCUGCCAAUUCAAGGUGACCAAUGGCAGUGAAAUCUUCAGGAUUGAGAUAUUCUUUGGGGUGCAGAGAGGUGACUCGGACAUCUUUGUGAGCAGCCAGCCUGCAGAGGCCCACACACAAAGCACAACCUGGCCUGAGACCUAUGCUGUGGCUGAGGCUAAGUUCUUCAAGCACAUAGCCCAGCAGGCACCCCCUGACAGUUUGCAUCUCAAAUGCCUUCAGCUCCUCACACAUCUUCUGCUGGGCUUCAGCUUUUCCCCCUAUACCAUGAAGACUAUUUUCAUGCACCUGCUCAAUGUGUUGCCUGUGUCACAGUGGUGCAGGAAAGAUUUGCUGCACCGACUGCUGGAUAUCAGCGAGAGCAUGUCAUUAUGUGUGCUAGCAAAACGCCUCAACCACUUCAUUGUGGGUAACCAGAGGCUGCCGCAGAACAUCCGUUUACCCCCAGACAUUCAAACGACUCAGCCAGACAAUCUCUUCCAUCACCUGGCACAGGAACCGGCUGCCCACACACAGGCAAUGUAUGAGUACCAGCUUCUGCGACAAUGGCUCAAAAGAAUCCUUUGUGGUGAGCAGUGAAUGAAUGUCCCAAUGCACAGAGCUGUGCUUGUCCUGCUCCCAGCUGGCAGCAGAGAACCACCUUAUAGUACAAAUUUGGUGCUUUAAGGAGAAGAA
Molecule: messenger RNA, 1739 nt
Organism: Catharus ustulatus (Swainson's thrush)
Lineage: Eukaryota; Metazoa; Chordata; Aves; Passeriformes; Turdidae
Product: inositol 1,4,5-trisphosphate receptor-interacting protein-like 1
Exons: 1
Coding region: 57-1643 (528 amino acids)
Cellular component (GO): membrane
Source: RefSeq, a predicted model, not a curated record